Rhodofomes roseus is the source of this 993-nucleotide messenger RNA. RefSeq lists its product as uncharacterized. Gene Ontology annotation, biological process: tRNA modification. The transcript has 8 exons. The record is from RefSeq and is a predicted model, not a curated record. Lineage: Eukaryota; Fungi; Basidiomycota; Agaricomycetes; Polyporales; Fomitopsidaceae. The coding region runs from base 29 to 886 and encodes 285 amino acids. Gene Ontology annotation, molecular function: RNA binding.
GCGUAUAACUACCAUCACUCCAUCCUGCAUGCCGUCGAGAGAAGGAAAAAGAAAGUCUGAAGGGAGAGACAAAGGAAGAAGACGUUAUCGCUCAGAUGGCACCCCGAUCUGGGGUCAACGUACCAUAGACGGUCCAGGAGUCUGGGUAACCUGUGUGAAAGGAAAGGAAAAGCAGACGGUGGGCGAGUUGUAUGAUCUUUUCGAAUCCCUGGCGUCCGAACUUUGGCCAGGGGAAGCUGCAGAAAACGCGAACGAGGCAAGGAACGGCGAAAGCGAUGACGAUGACGAGGAUAUCGAGAAGCAAAUAGCGAGGGAGAUCGCAUCCAUGAAGCGACCUAGGAAAGAGCAAAGGUUCGCUAACUGUCAGACGAACACGCCGUGUGUCGUCUUCAUUUCGUGCAAACCUCCGAUAGACCCCGUCCAUAUGGUCACCAAGCACGUACAGAACGUGAUGGAUGGAGGUGCUGCACAGACACGGUAUACGCAGCGACUGACUCCGGUAUCUGCUACCUGUGUUGCCAAUCUACCCGAGGUACUAUCUCUUUGCAAACGCAUGGUCGUGCCAUUCUUCGAAGACGAUCCGGAGAAGAUAUAUCGCUAUAAGAUUGAACUCAGGAUGCGCAAUCACAAUACGAUAUCGAGAAGCGCCUUGAUUGAGGGGCUUGCGAAGUGCAUCCCGGAGAGACACAAGGUUGACCUAGACAACGCAGAGGCGUUCAUCCUAGUAGAAGUCUUCAAGAGUAUUUGUGGUAUGAGCGUAGUGAAGGACUACUACCGCCUGCACAAAUUCAACGUGAUGGAGAUUGCCCAUGUAAAGAACGGUGAGACGGCUGAGGAGGGAAGAGUGGCCGACUCCGGCAAGCCCUCCAAAAGUGCACCCGAGUGAUCCAUAUUGUAGCUAUACGCAGCAGCAUAUAAUAUAGGCCGCAACACUGUAGCUGUAGCGAAAGAAGAAUGUAUCACUGUUGCAAGAUAUGCGCGGGCAUCGACGGG